Messenger RNA from Contarinia nasturtii (swede midge), 7610 nucleotides. It is a transcript of the gene ACC, whose product is annotated as acetyl-CoA carboxylase. The transcript has 14 exons. Bases 298 to 7542 code for a protein of 2414 amino acids. Gene Ontology annotation, molecular function: ATP binding; metal ion binding; acetyl-CoA carboxylase activity. Gene Ontology annotation, biological process: fatty acid biosynthetic process. The record is from RefSeq and is a predicted model, not a curated record. NCBI's taxonomy places the organism in Eukaryota, Metazoa, Arthropoda, Insecta, Diptera, Cecidomyiidae.
UUUUUUUUUUUUUAAUAAAUUUAACGCCGUAUUUCUUGUUUUCUCUUUGUUGAAAAGUGCGCGUACGAGUAUACAGUGUAGUGAAAGACAAAAGAACAAGAGUACGGUUUAAAAAAAAUAAUUGGAUUUAUAACGAAGUCAAUCAUUUUAUCUGACACACACACACACAACAAUUUUUCUGGGAUUUCCAAACUCCGACCAAGUGAAUUUAUCUGGAAUGUAACUGGCACUGGGGAGUAAGAAAUCCAUCAGGAGUGCGCGUUCCUUAACACACAUACACACAAUAUAUCCCAUUCAAUGCAUUUGAUUAUAUUACUAACUAUGGGCAUACACAGUAUUAUUCAGCGCUUUAUUGUUUUUUUGAGUGAUUUAUGCCGAAAAAUUCCAAUAACAUAUUCGGAUAAGAGUAGCAAGAGUGAAGACGAAGAGGAUUCAUCACUUGAGAAGGAAACACUUUUAUCGAUACAGAAUUCGUAUGCCGAAAAAUCAGCAACAGUGGACGCCGAAAACGAAACAUUAAUUGAAGAAAGAACAGUCCCAGUGGAAAAAUCUGAUUCGGACGAAGGUGACUUUGAAUUGAUAUCUAAGGAACAAUUGAACGAAAUGGCCGACAUGCAUAACGGUGAAAAUGUGCACGAGGAUGGAGGCGGAGGUGGCGAUAAUAGACGAUUUUCAAUCUCGGAAGAAGGUAUCUCUGAAGCCAAAGAUAAAUUUCCACAAGAAACCAACAAACUAGCCGCCAACUGGAAUAUGAUGGAACUCGGUGAAAAACGAAAACGAUUGAGACCUAGUAUGUCCAGAGGUGCUGGGCUUGGACUCGAUCGUAAUCAUGAACGUGACUUCGUACUUUCAUCUGUUGAAGAGUUUGUCAAGAGAUUCGACGGUACUCGGGCAAUAAACAAGGUUUUGAUCGCUAACAAUGGAAUUGCUGCCGUUAAAUGUAUGCGCUCAAUACGACGUUGGUCGUAUGAAAUGUUUCAAAAUGAGCGUGCCGUACGUUUUGUUGUCAUGGUUACACCCGAAGAUCUUAAAGCAAACGCUGAAUAUAUCAAAAUGGCCGAUCACUAUGUACCUGUACCAGGUGGUUCAAAUAAUAACAACUACGCCAAUGUUGAAUUGAUUGUUGAUAUUGCGGUGCGAACACAAGUACAAGCCGUAUGGGCUGGAUGGGGUCAUGCAUCCGAAAAUCCAAAAUUACCCGAAUUAUUGCGUAAAGAAUCGAUCGUAUUUUUGGGACCACCAGAGCGUGCUAUGUGGGCUCUUGGUGAUAAAGUUGCAUCAUCGAUUGUUGCACAAACGGCCGAGGUGCCAACACUUUCAUGGUCUGGAUCGAGUUUGAAAGCACAAUACAACAAUAAAAAGAUUAAAAUCUCAUCGGAACUAUUUAAUCGUGGUUGUGUAUCAACGGCCGAAGAAGGUUUGGCGGCUGCACAAAAAAUUGGAUUUCCGGUUAUGAUCAAAGCAUCCGAAGGUGGUGGUGGUAAAGGUAUUCGUCGUGUUGAUAAAUCAGAAGAUUUUGCCUCAUUGUUCCGCCAAGUACAAGCUGAAAUUCCGGGCUCGCCCAUUUUCGUCAUGAAAUUGGCCAGCGGAGCACGCCAUUUAGAAGUUCAAUUAUUGGCUGAUAUGUAUGGCAAUGCAAUCAGUUUGUUUGGCCGUGAUUGUUCCAUUCAACGUCGUCAUCAGAAAAUUAUUGAAGAAGCACCGGCCAUUAUAGCUCAUCCGGAGGUGUUCGAGGAAAUGGAACGAGCUGCCGUUCGUUUGGCCAAAAUGGUUGGCUAUGUGAGCGCCGGUACCGUUGAAUAUUUGUAUGCCAACGAUGGCAAUUACUAUUUCUUGGAAUUGAAUCCAAGGUUACAAGUCGAACAUCCAUGUACGGAAAUGGUCGCCGAUGUCAAUUUGCCUGCUUGUCAAUUGCAAAUCGGAAUGGGUGUACCAUUGUUCCGUUUGAAAGAUAUUCGUUUAUUGUAUGGUGAAUCACCAUGGGAUUCAUCCAUUAUUGAUUUUGAUACACCAAGAAACAAACCAAGACCAUGGGGUCACGUUAUUGCUGCACGUAUCACAUCUGAAAAUCCCGAUGAAGGUUUCAAACCAAGUUCAGGUACUGUGCAAGAAUUGAAUUUCCGUUCAAGCAAAGAUGUAUGGGGUUAUUUCAGUGUUGCCGCAUCUGGUGGUUUGCAUGAAUUUGCCGAUUCACAAUUCGGUCAUUGUUUCUCAUGGGGUGAAACUCGUCAUCAGGCCCGUGAAAAUUUGGUCAUUGCAUUGAAAGAGCUAUCAAUUCGUGGUGAUUUCCGUACAACCGUUGAAUAUUUGAUUACAUUGCUAGAAACAAACAGUUUCUUAGAGAAUACUAUUGAUACUGCCUGGUUGGAUGCCUUAAUUGCUCAACGUGUUCAAGCCGAUAAACCGAACGUUUUGCUCGGUGUUAUCUGCGGUGCUUUGCACAUUGCCGACCGUCAAAUCUCCGAAUCGUUUACACACUUCCAAACUUCAUUGGAAAAAGGUCAAAUUCAAGCGGCCAAUACAUUGACCAAUGUGGUGGAUGUCGAACUGAUUUCGAAUAGCAUAAAAUAUAAAGUUCAAGUUGCCAAAAGUGGUGCAAACACCUAUUUCCUUGUGAUGAAUGGUUCGUUCAAAGAAGUUGAAGUGCAUCGUUUGUCCGACGGGUGUAUGCUUUUGUCGCUGGAAGGUGCUAGUCACACAACUUAUAUGAAAGAAGAGGUCGAUCGUUACCGUAUUGUGAUUGGAAAUCAAACUGUUGUCUUUGAUAAAGAAAAUGAUCCAUCGUUACUUCGAAGUCCAUCGGCUGGUAAAUUAAUCAAUUUAAUUGUUGAAGAUGGUGGCCAUGUGAACAAGGGUCAAGCGUAUGCUGAAAUCGAAGUCAUGAAAAUGGUCAUGACAUUGACGGCUCAAGAGUCCGGUACUGUAUCAUUUGUAAGACGUGGUGGUGCUGUUUUGGAUGCUGGCAGUCUUAUCGGUCACAUUGAAUUGGAUGAUCCAUCAUUAGUCACAAAAGCUCAACUGUACAAAAAUCCAUUCCCACCAUCUGAACACCAUCUUGUUCCAGAGAAAUUGAAUCGUAUUCACAAUAGCUACAAAGCUGCCCUUGAAAAUCGAUUGGCCGGUUUCUGUUUACCAGAUCCAUACAAUACACCACGAUUACGUGAGAUUAUUGAAAAGUUCAUGCAAAGUUUGCGUGAUCGUUCGUUGCCUUUGCUUGAAUUGCAAGAGGUUAUCGCAUCAAUUUCGGGCAGAAUACCGAUGUCCGUUGAAAAGAAAAUCCGUAAAUUGAUGACAUUAUAUGAACGCAAUAUUACCAGUGUUUUGGUACAAUUUCCAUCGCAACAAAUCGCCAGCGUUAUCGAUAGCCAUGCUGCAACACUUCAAAAACGUUCCGAACGUGACGUUUUCUUCUUGACAACGCAGGGAAUCGUUCAACUUGUUCAACGUUAUCGUAAUGGCAUUCGUGGUCGAAUGAAGGCUGCCGUACAUGAAUUGUUGCGUCAAUACUAUGCAGUUGAAAGUCAAUUCCAAUACGGUCACUAUGACAAAUGUGUGGCUGCACUCCGUGAAAAGCACAAGGAUGAUAUGGCCGCUGUGGUCAGCACCAUUUUCUCACACAGUCAAGUGAGCAAAAAGAACUUAUUGGUCACCCUAUUGAUUGAUCAUUUGUGGGACAAUGAGCCUGGAUUGACCGAUGAAUUGGCUGCCACAUUGAGUGAAUUGACAUCAUUGAAUCGUGCCGAACAUUCACGCGUUGCAUUGCGUGCACGUCAAGUUUUGAUUGCUGCCCAUCAACCGGCCUAUGAAUUGCGUCACAAUCAAAUGGAAUCGAUAUUCUUGUCGGCCGUUGAUAUGUACGGUCAUGAUUUCCAUCCGGAAAAUUUGCAACGAUUAAUUUUAUCGGAGACAUCAAUCUUCGAUAUUUUACACGAUUUCUUCUAUCACAGUAAUCGUGCUGUCUGCAAUGCUGCCCUUGAAGUAUACAUUCGUCGAUCGUAUAUUUCAUAUGAAUUGACGUGUUUGCAACACCAUAAACUAUCCGGCGAACUGCCAUUGGUUUAUUUCCAAUUUUUGUUGCCAACGGCUCAUCCAAAUCGAUGCUUCAUGAAAUUCUCGCCAGAAAAAAGUGAAACCGAGACCAUUUUCACUGGUUCAUUUAUGCGUACCGGAUGCAUGGCAGCGUUCAAUUCAUUCGAAAAUUUCCAAGAAUAUUCCGAUGAAAUUUUGGACUUGCUUGAGGAUUCCGUAUCGCCAGCAUUUAUAAAUAGCAAAGUAUUGGAUGCAGUUGAAGCAGCCGAUGAUGGAAGUGGACGGUUGAGUACAUCGAUCAAUGUUUCAUUGUCCGAUCCAAUUUCACGGCCAGCAAACGAACAAGAACAAAACACACCAACUGAACCAAUUCACAUUUUGAGUGUGGCCAUUCGUGAUACUGGUGACAUGGACGAUGCUCAAAUGGCAAAUCAAUUCCAAGCCUAUUGUGAACAACAUCGCGAAGAAUUAUUCCAUCGUCGUGUGCGUCGUAUUACAUUUGCUGCAUUGAAAAAGCGUCAAUUCCCGAAAUUCUUUACAUUCCGUGCUCGUAACAAUUACGAAGAAGAUCGCAUUUAUCGUCAUUUGGAACCGGCCUGUGCCUUCCAAUUGGAAUUGAACCGCAUGCGUACAUACGAUUUAGAAGCUCUACCAACAUCCAACCAGAAAAUGCAUUUGUAUUUGGGCAAAGCCAAAGUGGCCAAAGGACAAGAAGUUACCGAUUUCCGUUUCUUUAUUCGUUCGAUUAUUCGCCAUCAAGAUUUAAUCACCAAGGAAGCAUCAUUCGAAUACUUGCAAAACGAAGGCGAACGUGUUUUGCUUGAAGCAAUGGACGAAUUAGAAGUUGCAUUCUCACAUUCACAAUCGAAACGCACCGAUUGCAAUCACAUUUUCUUAAACUUUGUGCCAACGGUCAUUAUGGAUCCAGCCAAAAUUGAAGAAUCAGUUACAAAAAUGGUCAUGCGCUAUGGACCACGUCUAUGGAAAUUACGUGUACUACAAGCCGAAUUGAAAAUGGUCAUUCGACAAUCACCACAAGCACCAACACAAACCAUUCGUCUUUGCAUUUCAAACGAUUCCGGUUACUUCUUGGACAUUGCCAUGUACACUGAAGUCACCGACAAAGAAAAUGGCGAAAUUAAAUUCAUGGCAUACGGCACAAAACAAGGACCAUUGCAUAAUUUGCCAAUUUCAACACCAUAUUUAACCAAAGAUUUCUUGCAACAAAAACGCUUCCAAGCUCAAUCGAACGGUACAACAUAUGCAUACGAUAUGCCAGACAUGUUCCGUCAAAUGACCGAACGUUUGUGGAAAGAAUUUGCAAAGGCUCGUCCAUCCGUUGAUAUUCGAAUGCCAGAAAAGGUGCUACUUGACUGUAAAGAGCUCGUUUUAGUUGACGAUAAACUCGAAGAAAUUCCACGAUUGCCCGGUGAAAAUGACUGUGGUAUGGUUGCUUGGCGUCUAGUCCUAUCAACGCCCGAAUAUCCAGAGGGUCGUGAAAUGAUUUUAAUUGCAAAUGAUUUAACAUAUCUGAUUGGUUCAUUUGGUCCAAAAGAAGAUUUACUUUUCAACAAAGCUUCGAUAUUAGCAAGAGAACUCAAAGUGCCAAGAAUUUACAUUUCGUGUAACAGUGGUGCACGUAUCGGUUUGGCCGAAGAAGUGAAAUCACUGUUCAGAGUUGCAUGGGAAGAUCCAGAAGAACCAGACAAAGGAUUCAAAUAUUUGUACUUGACCACAGACGAUUAUCAUAAAAUUUCGAACUUGAAUUCAGUGCAUGCUAUUUUGAUCGAGGACGAAGGUGAACAAAGGUACAAAAUUACCGAUAUUAUUGGUAAACAAGAUGGACUUGGUGUGGAAAAUUUGAAAUAUGCUGGUAUGAUUGCCGGUGAAACAUCACAAGCAUACAAUGAAAUUGUUACCAUCUCAAUGGUAACAUGUCGUGCUAUUGGUAUUGGAUCAUAUCUAUUGCGUUUGGGUCAACGUGUGAUUCAAAUCGAUAAUUCUCACAUUAUUUUAACGGGAUAUGCAGCUUUAAAUAAGUUAUUGGGACGAAAAGUGUACGCUUCAAAUAAUCAACUUGGUGGUACGCAAAUUAUGUACCAAAAUGGUGUGACACACAAAACUGAAGCGGUCGAUUUGGAUGGUAUUUAUACAAUCCUCUCAUGGUUAUCAUACAUUCCGGCAAAGGUUGGCGUUGGAUUGCCAAUCGUUAUUCCAAAUGACCCAAUUGAACGACCAGUUGCUUUUGUACCAACAAAAGCACCAUACGAUCCACGCUGGAUGAUUGCUGGACGACCAAAUCCAACCAAUCCUGGUGAAUGGGAAUCCGGUUUGUUCGAUCGUAACUCAUGGUCUGAAAUUAUGGAACCAUGGGCACAAACUGUUGUCACCGGUCGUGCACGUCUUGGUGGUAUUCCAGUCGGUGUGAUUGCUGUGGAGACGCGUACAGUUGAAUUGACAAUGCCAGCCGAUCCGGCCAAUCUCGAUUCAGAAGCAAAAACAUUCCAACAAGCCGGUCAAGUAUGGUAUCCAGAUUCAUCAUAUAAAACGGCACAAGCAAUUAAAGAUUUCAGUCACGAAGAGUUACCAUUAAUCAUUUUGGCCAAUUGGCGUGGUUUCUCCGGCGGUAUGAAAGAUAUGUACGAACAAAUUGUGAAAUUCGGCGCGUACAUUGUUGACGGUUUGCGUGAGUACAAACAACCAGUUAUCGUUUAUCUGCCACCAAAUUCAGAAUUGCGUGGUGGUGCAUGGGCUGUGCUUGAUUCACAAAUUAAUCCAACCUAUAUGGAAACAUACUCGGAUCCGGAAUCGCGUGGUGGAGUCUUGGAACCAGAAGGUAUCGUUGAGGUUAAAUUCAAAGAAAAGGAUUUGAUUAAGACCAUCAAUCGUUUGGAUCACGUGGUGAUGGAUUUGAAAAACCAAAUCGAACAAAAUGCUAGUGACAAGGAAUUGGUUUCACAAUUGGAACUAAAAAUCAAAGAGCGUACGCAAGCGUUGACACAUGUCUAUCAUACGGUUGCCGUACACUUUGCUGAUUUGCAUGACACACCCGAACGUAUGCUGGAGAAGGGUUGUAUCAAUGACAUUGUACCAUGGCGAACAUCGCGUAGCUGGUUGCAUUGGCGUUUGCAUCGUUUAUUGCUUGAACAUCAAAUGGUGAAGAAGAUCAUUGCCGCACAUGAUAAUCCAAAUGUUGAUCAAGCAAAGGAAACGUUGUUCAGAUGGUUUGCCGAAGAUAAAGGCGCAACUGAAGCACAUCUUUGGGAAUGUAAUAAAGAUGUUGUUGGAUGGUUGCUCGAACAAACCAAACCCGAUUCGGUCGUCGAAAAUAAUAUCAAUGCAAUUAAACGUGAUGCAAUCAUAUCACAAAUUCGUAAAUCGCUUGAAGAAUGCCCUGAUGUUGCACUUGAAACUUGCAUUGGUCUCUGUCAAACAUUAUCGUCAACGCAACGUGGUGAAGUUGUUCGUACGCUCGCACAACUAGAGCUAACAAAUGAAUCCGAACAAGUAUGACCAAGAAAACAUUAGACGUUUAGGCAUGAAUUUUUUUUUGCACAAUAAACAGAUUUAACAAAAAAGAA